This is a messenger RNA of Clonostachys rhizophaga, 1491 nucleotides long. NCBI's taxonomy places the organism in Eukaryota, Fungi, Ascomycota, Sordariomycetes, Hypocreales, Bionectriaceae. The record is from the annotation of a GenBank genome assembly.
AUGGCUCCGGCAUCCCCGGCCCUGGCCAGUCUUCCUGUCGAGCUCUGGCGCCAUGUCCUGCAGAACCUCGUGUUGCACCGGCUGGCGCCAGACCAAGCCCAGCCUGACCCCGGCUUCCUCGCCAAUCGGAAUGCCCUGCGCGAGCUCUGUCUGACCUCGCGAAUGCUGUCGGCUAUGGCCCGACCGCUUCUCUACGAGACUAUCGUUCUAUAUCCCACUGUGGUGUUGCCUUUUCGGCAUGUCUAUGAUAAGGCUGUGGAUCCUCUCGUGCGUUUGACCUUGACCCUCGCCGAAAACAGGAGCUUGCGACCCUGGAUAAAGAACCUGGCCGUGCUAAUACCACUAUCAAACACGGACGACAUAUGUGGCGUAAUGAAGAGGCGUAUCCACGAAUUCUGGCCUGGAUUCUGCAACUAUAUCGAGCAACCAGGUGUCGAUGAGAGGGAUAUUCUUUCCGCCGUGGGCUUGAUCACGGGUCCUGGAGAAGAGCCGGUGCCAAGAAUAGUGGCUGCACUGCUCGCCAUGGCCCCCAAUUUAGAAAGUCUGCUCUUGCUGGAUCUCCUCGGCCCGGGAACCGAGGUGUUUGACGAGGCAGUCCUCAACCUAGUCGACUCCCAAAGCACCAAGGACGGGUUUCUCUCGGAGCUGAAGACGCUACAAUUCCAGGCUGCAUUCGGCAGGAAUCGAUAUGCACCGUCGGCAAACUAUUGGGAUACUGCCUUUGACGGUGGUCUUUCAACCUGUCUAAUAAACCUUCCUCGUCUGGGUCGCAUGGAUGUGACCUGCAACUACGUAGACAAUAUCAACGUGGAUACACAAAUCCGCAAUGGCCCCAUCCAUCUGAACGAGCUAAAUCUGAUCGUCACUGGUGGUGUUGCACCACUUGGGUCUCUCAUUGGAUUGGCAAGCAAUCUGUCCUCGCUGUCCAUCGACUUCCGGGCUCCUGAGCCUCUCUACUCAAUUACCGGUGCACUCCCUGAGGCCGACCUCAACCCCAUCCUCCUCGAAAGGGCUGGGACUUUAGAACGUCUAGUUCUGAGGACCACUACGUGCCCUUAUAAGCACAUCUCAGAGCAGCUUGGGCCACUAGAGAAACUCAUAUGUCUCCCAAGCCUUCGUCGGCUCACUCACCUCUGCAUAGAGCCUUACUUGUUUCUGGACUGGCUCAACGUCAACACCUGGCCGAGGUUUCUCAGAACACUGCCCCCAAAUAUCGUCUACCUGAAGCUUCUGUUUGUCCCAGAACGCGGGGAGGACCUGGCACGCAUAUGGGCUCGCAGCGGGAUGGGCGCUGCGCUCCGAGCCCCAGCCCACAAAUGGCGAGCCAAGGUUCCGCAUCUCCGGCACAUACACCUUGAGCCGCUGCCUUUCUCGCAGCACGCGGUCGAGGAAAUUAAGCAGGACUUGCAAUUGGCCGGCAUCUCACUUACGUGGCGCGAUCUCGAGGCAGUGGAGUUAGGUCUUGACCUUGCAAGUCUAAGGAUUCAUUGA